CAACUCACACAAACUCUAAUUUCAAAGCAGAUUUUAAGUCCAGUGGAUGAACUGUACCAAAAAAUUACAAAUUUUAUUAUUUUGUACUACAAGUCAACAGAUGAUACUCAGUGUGCCUUUGUAGUCUGUUCACUGUUAACUAUAUACUAUACUGGAGGUACAUAUAGGUACAGCCAGCUAUGACAUCAUCUGAGCAAGACAGAAACACUGACUUCGUCCAAUGAAGGCCAAAGGCUGUUUAUAAACUUUCGCAUAGUAGCAAUUUGCUAGCAAACUGUUACUGUGUUUGAAUUAGUAAUUUAACGAGCCACAAUAGCGCGAUUUACCUUUGAAUAUGUUUGUACUGUUAGCUUCAUUUCCUAUAACCUAAAAAUUGCAAUAUUAUUGACAUAAAAAAAUAAAUGUUACUGACAGAAACUCCACUGAAUUAAAACCUUUUUUAAAUCAUGAUACUGUCCGUUUAACAAUGAACUAGUCAAACAAAUGAAGUUAAUCUGUUGUCAUGGAGAAAUCAAUACUUGACAAUAACAGUUUGUGCAAUGUAUAAUCUUGUCAUAGGAAUAAAAAUGACUUUAUUUGUUAUUUAGUUAAUUUUAUUCACUUUUGUUGGAUUAAAUAAGUAAAAAAUAGUCGUAAUUUGCGUAGAGAGAGAUAACCAAAAAGUUUUAGGCAAAGUGCUUACCUUUCUGAGACCAAGCGUCAAAAAUGCAGAAAAAUAACAAACCAACGCGAAAAAAAGGCCAGCCUUCUCCGUCGCCUUCCACCUCCGAUGUAAAAUUACCUAAAAUACCGAAGCUUUCAAUGCCGGAAGACUUCAAAAUACGGACGCGGCCUUUAUUUUCGUUACCAGAAGAAGUUUUGAAAUUACCUGCGCCGGCUACCAAAGCAGCAAAACUACAAGCUGCAAAACUUGCACCGAAGAAGAAGUCCAGCGCAAUGCAGAGUUUCACGCAAAUGAGAAAGGCUCGGGAAGAAUUUAGAUUAAAGCUGGUAAACCUGAUAUGUCAGAUUGGCGGUGAAGAUGAAAACCACGAGGUGUCGAUGCCCACUGGCGAAGAACAGAAUAUGCUUAGAUAUUAUUACUACUUGCGAUAUGGUAUUGAUACCAUACAUGUAGCGCCGUUGGAUAAUAAAAUAAUAUUAAGGGUACAUAAUCUUAUAUCUCCAAAAUUGAAGAAAUGGAAGGAAACGCUUUUUACGUGCACCGAUGAGAUGCGCGAAGAUUUUAUGAUGAGUAUGAAAAAAGCGAUCGUGGAUUUUGUACUGAAAGACCCGAAUACGGUACGAUACCUAAUUAAACUUAAUUUAUCUCUUAAACAUAGUUAA
Spodoptera littoralis (African cotton leafworm) is the source of this 1326-nucleotide messenger RNA. The record is from the annotation of a GenBank genome assembly. Lineage: Eukaryota; Metazoa; Arthropoda; Insecta; Lepidoptera; Noctuidae.